AUCACGGAGUGACAUGGCACCGGAGAUAAGUGGAAUUGUGAUACAAUACUUAAAAUACUUGCCUGAUUUUGAUACCUUACUUUCUUGCAAAAACGAACAGUAUAGAGACACGUGUAUUGCCUACGAAUGUGUGAUAAUACGUGCGCCGAGUUAAUUGAUAAGAGCGUGGAUCUAAAAAUCUAGCCGAUCUAACAGAUCUUAUAAAUUUAAUCGAUACUGAUAAACGUACAGAGUUUAUUCACGAUAGUUCCACCGGUUGUGACUGACCGCAGUUCAGAGAAAUAGAAUAUUCUGUUUCGUUUUCGAUUAAAACUACUUGAAUUGUCAUAAUGACUGACGCUGAACAUGAAAUGAAGGAGAUUGUGCUCCGUGACAUUGAACCAAUUUUAUCCGAGAAGAUCGACAAGGACUUGGUCGUUGAAAGUUUCACCAAUAAAUUGUUGCUACCGCCAGGAGAAAAUUAUGGUAGCACUAUAAUGAAGGUCGUCGUUAAUUUGAAGAACAAGAAGACCGGGAAGGAAGAGGAACUUCAUCUGAUCGCGAAAAUGCCUCCGCCGACGGAAUUCCAAAGAAAAGUCUUCAACAGUCCCCGCACGUUCACGAAGGAGAUCUUCAUGUACGAAUCGAUCAUGCCGGCUUACAAUAAACUGGAACUGGAAUGUGGCUUCAGGAAGAACGAGGUGUUCGAUGUCCUGGCGAAAUUUUACGGAUCUAGACUGUCCCUGCAAGCGGACGGUGAAUUCGACGACAAUGCUGUUAUUCUGAUGGAGAACUUGAAGGUCAAGGGUUACUACAAUGGCGAUAGAACUAAAGGUUACGAUCUAGAGCAUGCAGAACUAGCUGUAAAGGCCUUAGCGAGAUUUCACGCUUUAGGUAUGGCCACGAAGGAGAAGAAGCCCGGUAUGUACGAGAUAUUCAAAAUGUACGCGAAGGCCUUGCAGGCAGAAGGCACUGCGGAAGACAUGUUCAAGGUGGUGUUGAACACGAUUCAACAGGAUCCAGAGAUGAGCCCUCACUACGAACGUUGCGAUAAAAUCCUAUCGGGAUUUACCCUGGAGAAGCUUUGGGCGGAGGAAGUUCGCGAACCGUGGUCGACUAUCAUUCACUCCGACUUCUGGGUGAACAACAUCAUGUUCCAUCGCAGCGAGAAAGGAAAGAUCGACGACGUGAAAUUCGUCGACUUUCAAAUUUAUCUUUGCGCAAGCCCUCUUCGCGAUCUGCUCUUCUUCGUGUACUCGAGCGUGGAGCCUGAUGUUGUAGACGAUCAGGCCGAAAAUCUGUUCGAUCUGUACUACGAGACUAUGAUCAACGUAUUGACGAAAAUGAAAUGUAACACGAACGUGUUUAGCAAAGAAGACUUCAGAGCGAAAUUGGCCGAGGAUGCCAAAAAUGAGUUCGUCCACGUGAGUUUCAUGAUAAAGGUGCUCACACUGGACGUAAAAGACAUCAGCGAUUUCAACGUAGACAAGUUGCAAUCAGUGAUGCUCGAGCAUUGUGGCAACCAACUAUUCGUCGAGCGAUUACGCAAAUUGGUGCUAAAUUUUGUUAAACAUGAUUGGAUAUAAAUUAAUUAUCGCAAAUGAUAAAUACAUUUGCAGGGUGUCCGGAACUCAUAGUUAGACGGCCAAGCUGAGAGAGCUUAAUCUACAUCCAAAAAUGAGAAAUGCUUUGUUAAAGUUAAAAACAAAUAUGAUAUAUGUGACUACUACAACUAUACAUUUCGUAUUAGGCCAGUUUCUACUAGGAGUUCCGAAACAAAAAAUUUACAACAUUUUGAAAUGUAUCUUCUUGCGGUGGCUUCUCAUAAUCAUACCCAUUCUUUGCAUCCAAUAUCUAUUUGUAACUCUGUAACAAAGCGUUUCCUGACAAACUUUGUAUAACAUCUCUUCCUUCUUUUUAGAUGUUAAUUAACCCGCUACAGUUUAGCUAUCUACGUUUAAGACAUCCUGUAUCUCAGUCUGUAUAAUUUGCACUAAUUCGUAGUAUCUAUAAACAAUCAUGAUAAUUGAAAAUAUUUUCCGAUAUUACGGUAAAGAUAUCAGAGGGACAGAGAUAAGAUUCUUGAUGAUUAAUUGAUCCGUAUCGAUAAAAUUUAAUCAGUUCGAAUUAAACUUAUUGUUGGGUAAUAUUUACCCGUGAACGAGAUAUGUGCUUGAAAUCAUUGGCAAAACGAGGAAUGCUAAAAUCAGGAUGGGUAAAACUUAAAAUCCAACUAAUCCAAUGAUAAAGAUCGAAACCGUAAAUGAUUACCUAAUUAAUCUACUUUAGCCAGAAACUCGUACUCCCGUUAUCAGAAACACACAAUUUUAGGCAAUACUUUUAUCAUUCCUUUAAUAAGCUGUGUGCGAUGGAUUUGAUAGCAUCAUUAAUUUAUCAUGACAUAUCCUUUCUAUAACACGUAAAUUGCGAUAACACAAGUUUAUAUUAACAAAAGUAGCGUUUGGACUACAUAUAAAUAUGUUGAACAAUGAUAUUUAUGUACAAAGGUUUAAAAUAAAAUAGUCAAAUUACAA
Ceratina calcarata is the source of this 2513-nucleotide messenger RNA. RefSeq lists its product as uncharacterized. Lineage: Eukaryota; Metazoa; Arthropoda; Insecta; Hymenoptera; Apidae. The transcript is spliced from 2 exons. The record is from RefSeq and is a predicted model, not a curated record. The coding region runs from base 330 to 1565 and encodes 411 amino acids.